Messenger RNA from Paramuricea clavata, 5331 nucleotides. The record is from the annotation of a GenBank genome assembly. NCBI's taxonomy places the organism in Eukaryota, Metazoa, Cnidaria, Anthozoa, Malacalcyonacea, Plexauridae.
AUGAAUUCGUCCAAGGAACACAUAAACUGGAUAACCGUUGGAGAAGUGAUCAAUCUAAUUAAGAAACCUGUCGCUUUGUACACCACCCAUAUCGUGGAAAGAUGGCAUGUCACACUGCGUAAAGAUUGCCUUGCAUUUGGGCGAUGCCCAAAUCCUGGAAAUUGCCAAAUGAAAAAGAAGCCUGACGACCUUUGCCGCUCUUGCAAUGGAUGGUACAAAGAGCUGGCUAAAUCACAUCUAAAUAAAGAUGAACGAAAGAUCCAAUGGCGUAAAAACUGCGACACAUCAAAGUUGCCUGUUGAUCCAUGGGAGGUAGCUAAGUUCUUCAUGCCUGUCCUUGGAGACAACAAGGGCACCGUUAUUGAAGCAGAAUCCACGGAUUUAUCACAUCUUUUAAACGUUCUUGUAUGGAUGAAAGAUGUAGCUUUUGCUCCAGACAGGCGUGUGGAUCGCGAUCUCGUUAAGAAUCUUCGUUCAGGAGUUAGAAACCCUUGGGCGCAUGCACCAAACCAAGAAUUAGCCGAUGCUGAUUUUAACAACGCUUUUGAUAUUGCCAAUAAGUUUGUUGCCAACCUUGAUAAUGUUUUUAGCUGUAACGAAGUCAAGAAAUGCAUAGAGGAUAUGAAGUUAGUACAAACUAACAAAAUAAGCAAUGUCGUGGAAGCCGAGUUAAAAGCUCUGAUUUCACUGCGCGGUGUGUUAGGUGCGGAUGUCAGCCAGUUAAAAGGAGAGAUAACGCGUUUAAAAGAAGAUCAAAGCUUCGACAGACAAGUUAUCAAGGAACAGGAAAGAAUGUUAGAAAAUUUGGUAAAUUACAGAAAGGAAUGCUCAACAAGAAUAGAUCGUGAUAAGUUGUUUUGCCGAGAAAUUAGUGAAAUUCGUGCUGACAUCAAGUCAUUACAAGGAACUAAGGAUCGGUUCCAACAAAAAAGCUGUUUACCCGACAAACCGCCAACAAUUUUUGGGCGUGACGCCGAAGUGAAGAAAAUCGUUUGUUCCUUGGUGUAUGAAGACUGUGGAAUUGUUUCAAUUGUUGGUGGACCAGGGUUUGGCAAAAGCACUGUCGCAGUCGAAGUUUCCCAUCAUUUAAGCGAUAGUCAUGAUAUUGAAGUCAUUUUCUCAUUCCUGUCAAAUGUUUCUACUGUGCCUGAAGUUAUUCAACGUCUCUGUCGUGACGUUGGCGUGAAUCCUGGAGACGAUCCUGAAUCAUCGUUGAUAUUUUGGUUAAAAAGUAUUGAGAAGAAAGUUGUCCUUGUCAUAGACAACAUUGAGCAGCUGCUUGAAAGCAACGUGAUAUCUCAGUUUACUGAGUUAGCAGUUACUCUCAGAAAGAAUUCACGGCGACAGUUGCAGAUCCUUACAACGACAAGAACCGAAUUCUCAAUUCCUGAUGGAACUACCGAAAACGUUCAUUUAAGAGAGUUGGAUAAAAGUGCUAGUGUCGAACUUUUGAGAAAGUUUUGUCGCAAUAAAGAAGUAAAAGAUGAAAACCUGUCGGAUUUGGCUAAGUUGUGUGGUUUUGUUCCUCUAGCUUUGUGUAUCACAGGAUCUAGAAUUCCACGUCUAGAUGAUCCUGCUGAAUUGAUUAAGUGGUUAAAAGAGAAGCCUAUGAAAGCUUUGCAGUCAACUGACAAAACCCAAUGCGUCCGAAAAGCCAUCGAGUUUUCUUUUCAAAUGUUGAGUAAUGAAGACAAGAAAGCGUUGGCUCGUCUUUCGGUGUUCAAUGGAAAUUUCCAAAGAAAGUCUGCUGAAGAGGUAAUUGAGAGAGAUGAUUUCGAAACGCAAGAUUUGUUAGAGCAGCUCGUAGCACGAAGUUUAAUACAGAGUAGUAGCGAUAACCGUUUUGUGAUUCAUUUGCUUAUUCGACGGUAUCUGGCCGAUCAUGACCAACUUCAAGAUGAAAAGGCAAUAGCACAAGGAUUAAUGGUGAAACAUUUUCUAAAGAUGUGCCAUUUGUGGACCAUAGAUUCUUAUGCAAAAGAUGGAUUUACCGAUGCCCGAGAAAAAUUGAAGAAGGACAGCCACAAUGUUGAGGAAAAUUUCAAAAUCUGCAGCCAAGAUCUAGCAAAAGAUCGUAAUCCAAAGAUCGUCGAGUCUAUGGAAAGUAGUGAUAUUUACAAGUCUUCAUCCAGAUUCUUUUACAACUUUGGCUGGGAUAUUCUUCCACUAACUGUUUUAAGGUGUUUCUAUGAAUCCUGUGUAAAGCUAGCGGAAGAUGGAAAGCAACUAGCCGUUCAGAUCACAUUUCGUUGUCUGGUAGCAGAUCAAGAAGGUCGUAAAUCUGCAUGGAAAUCUACUGAAUAUAUCGACAUGAUGGACGCAAUCAAGGAUGCUCUUGACCAAAAUAAAGCGGUGCUGAAAGAGGAUAAGUCCUUAUAUAGCUAUUGUUACUAUUUUUAUUCCCGAUUUCAUUUUAACCAAGCAAAAAUUACACCAUGUCCUGAUCUCGAGGAAGAUGACCUUGCGCCUUUACCUGAAAACAACGAUCGAAGCCCAAUGGAGAAUGCUGACGAGGCACUUAUUUUAAUCCAACUUGCACGUUUGAACAAGAAACGUGCAAUUAAAGUAUUUCAUUCAGAUGAAAAAAAGUACGAGGAUUACAUGAACUGUGCAAAAUCAUUUUACGACCAAGCUUUGUCGACAGCUAAAGAGUUGCUGGGCGAUCAUGAAUUAACGUGUACUUGUCAUAAAUUGUUAGGAGACUUAUACUUACUUUGGCAGAAGAAUGAAGAGGCAUUGGGGUACUAUUCCGUUGCCAUAAAACUGAGCAGGAAACUACAACUUGAUUCUAACGAGGCUUUUGUGUACUUGCUCAAGAAUUAUGGGUUAUGUUUUCGUUUUCUUCGUCGCUUUGAAGCGUCAGUGGAAAAUUUAAACGACGCACGUGACAUAGCUGAUAAGCUCGCUGAGAAGUACUCCCCUUGUAGAGCCAGUGUCUAUUGUGCGUUGGCAGAAAUGUAUCGUGCCUGGAAACCUGAUUGCCAAGAAUCCGCGAAAUACGCUAAAGUGGCAAAGGAGAUGCAAGUGUUGUUAGACUCACGCACUGUAAAAUCUUUGGAAGAUAUUAUUAAAACGGCAGAAGAAUGGAUGAAAGAAAAAACCCACAUCGGGCCAUUACAAAAUAUCGUGAAUGUUGUUAAAACUGAUCGACAGCUCCAACAAAACAGCAGCAUACCCGACAAACCACUGACAUUUGUUGGGCGUUGGGCCGAAGUAAAUAAAAUUAUUUAUUCCUUGGUGGAGAACGGCUGUGGAAUUGUCUCGAUUGUUGGUGGACCAGGGUUUGGAAAAAGCACCAUUGCAGUUGACGUUUCCCAUCAUUUAAGCAACAAGCAUGACAUCGUCGUUAUUUUCUCAUUUCUAUCAAAUGUUUCAACUGUGCCUGAAGUUCUUCUACGCCUCUGUCUUGACGUUGGCGUUAAUCCUAGAGAGGAUCCUGAAUCAGCGUUGAUGUUUUGGUUAAAGAAUAUUGAGAAAAAAGUUGUCCUUGUCAUGGACAACAUCGAACAAGUGCUUGAAGAAGAAGUGAGAUCCGAAUUUACUGAGUUAGUGGUUACACUCCGCAAGAAUUCACAGCAACAGUUGCAGAUCCUAACAACGACAAGAACCGAAUUCUCAAUUCCUGAACAAACGACCGAAAACGUUCAAAUAGGAGAGUUGGAUGAAAAAUCUAGUGUCGAACUUUUAAGAAAGUGCUGCCCUAAUACAGAAGUAAAAGAUAGUUGCUUGUGUGACUUGGCUAACCUGUGUGGUUUUAUUCCUCUGGCUUUGUGUAUUGCUGGACCUCGAAUUGCAGAUCUUGAUGAUCCUUUUGAGUUGAUUAAUUGGCUAAAAGAGAAGCCUGUGAAAACUUUGCUGACCUCUGACAAAAGCCAGUGUGUCCAAAAAGCCAUCGAGUUUUCUUUCCAGAAGUUGAAUGAUGAUGAUAGGAAAGCGUUGGCUCGCCUUUCGUUGUUCAAUGGAAAUUUCCAAAGGAAGUCUGCCGAAGAGGUAAUUGAGAGAGAUGAGUUGGAAACUCAAGAUUUCUUAGAGCAGCUCGUUGCUCGAAGUUUAAUGCAGAGAAGCAGUGACAAGCGCUUCGUGAUUCAUUCACUUAUUCGACGCUUUCUGGCCGAUCAUCAUCAACUUCAAGAUGAAAAGGUUAUAGCACAAGGAUUGAUGGUGAAGCAUUUUCUGAAGAUGUGUCAUUCUUUAACCAUGGAUUCUUUUUCCAAAAAUGGAUUUACUAGUGCCAGAGAAUUACUGAAGACGGACAGCCACAAUGUUCAAGAAACGUUAAAAGUCUGCUGCCAAGAUCAAGCAACAAACCUGAAUCCAAACAUCUUCGAGUUGUUAGUAAGUAGUGAUAUUUACAAGUUUUCAUCCAGGUUCUUUUACCGUUUCUGCCGGCAUCUUCUUCCACAAAUGAUUUUGAGGAAUUUUCAGGAAUCUUGUAUUAAUCUGGCGAAAAUUCGAAAGCAACUAACCAUUCAGAUCACAUUUCAGUGUCUGGUAGCAGAUCAAGAAAGUCGUAAAUCUGCAUGGAAAUCUACUGAAUAUAUCGACAUGAUGAAGGUGAUCAAGGAUGCUUUAGACCAAAAUAAAGCGGUGCUGAAAGAGGAUAGGUCCUUAUAUAGCUAUUGUUACUAUUUUUAUGCCCGAUUUCAUUCUAACCAAGCAAAAGUUACACCCUGUCCUGAUCUCGAGGAAGAUGACCUUCCGUCUUUACCUGAAAAUAACGAUCGAAGCCCAAUGGAGAAUGCUGAAGAGGCACUUAUUUUAAUCCAACGUGCACACUUGAGCAAGCGACGUGCAAUGAAAGUGUACCGUUCUGAUAAUGAAAAGUAUGAGGAAUACAUGAACUGUGCAAAGUCAUUUUCUAGUCAAGCUUUGUCGACAUCUCAAGAGUUGUUGGGCGAUCAUGAAUUAACGUGCAUUUCCCAUAAAGUAUUAGGAGAUAUAUACUCAUCCUGGCGGAAAAACGAUGAGGCAUGGCCGUAUUAUUCCGAUGCCAUAAAACUGAGCAAGAAACUAAAACUUGACUCCAACGAGCCUUUUGUGUACUUGCUAAAGAAUUAUGGAUCAUGCUUGUCUUUUCUUCGUCACUUUGAUGAAUCGGUGGAAAUAUUAAACGAAGCUCGUGACAUAGCUGACAAACUCGCUCAGAAGCACUCCCCUUGGAGAGCCAGUGUCUAUUGUGCGUUGGCAAAAACGUAUCGUGCCUGGAAACCUGAUUGCAAAGAAGCCGCGAAAUAUGCUAAUGCAGCAAUCGAGAUGGGAGAAUCGUUGGACUCACGCAACGUAAAAACGAUGAAAGACAUUAUUAAAACAGCAGAAGAACACAUGGAGUGA